Molecule: messenger RNA, 996 nt
Organism: Cucurbita maxima (winter squash)
Lineage: Eukaryota; Viridiplantae; Streptophyta; Magnoliopsida; Cucurbitales; Cucurbitaceae
Product: auxin-responsive protein SAUR24-like
Exons: 2
Coding region: 543-836 (97 amino acids)
Biological process (GO): response to auxin
Source: RefSeq, a predicted model, not a curated record
UACUCAAAGCCAAAAGUGUGCCAUCUACUGGAAGCAAAUACAAUGAACUACUCCUUUGUCCAUUUGACAAGGAAAACUUGGUAGGCAUUAGGACAAAUCACAUAGAUAUUCUGUUCUCCCAUUUUGAGUGCAAUUUACUCUGUUUAUAAGUAAAAUUGUGUGAAAAGGCUCGGACAGUGGCUUGUGAAUUUGUGAUCAAUGCAACCUAACCAAUGAAACUAGAAUUUGUGGUGUAAACUACAGAUAUAUGAAGGAUGAGAGAAUUAAAUUAGUGUCUUUUCUGAGUUGAACAAAACCAUGUGAAAGAGUCAAUUCAAAUACGCAACCAUCAGACAUCAGUACCCCACUUAGCCACCAUUGGAAACAGCACCAUUCACCAGAAAAACUCGUUCUUCAAAAACUCUAUAAAACUUAAGUAUCAGAUGAACCUUGAAACACCAAACUCAACUCAAGGAUAUUCAAGCAUUACUUCCUCCUCUAGUUGGUUACGUGCCAAUCAGAUCAAAACCUGACCUUUUUGACACUCUUUUCAUCUCAAGAAAAUGGGGAUUCGGUUUCUAUCUUUGGUUCCUCAUGCCAAGCAAAUUCUGAAGAUGCAGUCAGGUUUCACCAAAAACCAGUUGGAUGUUCCGAAAGGCCAUGUUGCAGUUUAUGUGGGAGAGAUCCAAAGGAAGCGGUUCGUGGUUCCAAUAUCUUACCUAAACCAUCCAUCGUUCCAGCAACUGCUCAGUCACGCAGAGGAGAAGUUUGGAUUCCAUCAUCCUCAAGGGGGACUAACAAUUCCUUGCAAAGAAGAUGCCUUCAUCGAUCUUACUUCUAGACUGCAAGUAUCUUGAAGGAUGAACAGCAAUGCUCAAGCUGCAAUUUUCUACAACCUUUUCUGGUUGUUUCUGACUCAAUUGUAUUUUGACCCAUACUAGAAUGUUGUAGAAUGGAAUGCCUUUCUUGCCUGUAAAUGAGUGGCAUUGUAAUGGCGCAUUUACCAACAGAAGUGAA